Molecule: messenger RNA, 189 nt
Organism: Penicillium soppii
Lineage: Eukaryota; Fungi; Ascomycota; Eurotiomycetes; Eurotiales; Aspergillaceae
Exons: 2
Coding region: 1-189 (62 amino acids)
Source: RefSeq, a predicted model, not a curated record
AUGGUCUUGAUCAAAAAUCCGGCGCAAUACUAUCUCCCAGCAGCAGAAAUCCUUUGGGGGCUUUUCAGACCUGGAACUGCCUGCGCGCAAACCUAUGAGCAGUUGGUUAUUAUGAGAUUGUUUGUUGGAUUGAGUACCACAUCUUGCUACGUUGGCCUAGUUCGUGUGGCAAUUCGAGAGUGCUCUUGA